UUCAGCCCCCGACCCCCAGUCUCAGCAGGAGAACAUGUUAGGAGGGCAACUGGAUGACUCCUGGCAUUAAUUUUCUUUAGAGAGACAGGAAGGUGAGGAAAAAAGUAGUCCGUUCUCGGCGUUUCUGCGGAGGGAUCUGUGCGGGGCGUCGGUCGCCGAUGACCUAUAUAAGGAAGCGCCGGGUGUGGCGCAGCGAGUUCCGUCUAGGCCGGGAGUGGAGCUGCUGUUCUGCCGUGUGAGCCGCUGCCGUCGCCCUUCGACAAUGCAGAUCUUUGUGAAGACCCUGACGGGCAAGACCAUCACCCUCGAGGUCGAGCCCAGCGACACCAUCGAGAAUGUCAAGGCAAAGAUCCAAGACAAGGAGGGCAUCCCUCCCGAUCAGCAGAGGCUGAUCUUUGCUGGGAAGCAGCUGGAAGAUGGGCGCACCCUGUCUGACUACAACAUCCAGAAGGAGUCCACCCUGCACCUGGUGCUCCGUCUCAGAGGUGGCAUGCAAUCCUGA
Messenger RNA from Propithecus coquereli (Coquerel's sifaka), 502 nucleotides. It is a transcript of the gene UBC, whose product is annotated as ubiquitin C. Gene Ontology annotation, biological process: modification-dependent protein catabolic process; protein ubiquitination. The coding region runs from base 263 to 502 and encodes 79 amino acids. Gene Ontology annotation, cellular component: cytoplasm; nucleus. The record is from RefSeq and is a predicted model, not a curated record. Lineage: Eukaryota; Metazoa; Chordata; Mammalia; Primates; Indriidae. Gene Ontology annotation, molecular function: ubiquitin protein ligase binding; protein tag activity. The transcript has 3 exons.